Molecule: messenger RNA, 915 nt
Organism: Notothenia coriiceps (black rockcod)
Lineage: Eukaryota; Metazoa; Chordata; Actinopteri; Perciformes; Nototheniidae
Product: zinc finger protein 607-like
Exons: 5
Biological process (GO): regulation of transcription by RNA polymerase II
Cellular component (GO): nucleus
Molecular function (GO): RNA polymerase II cis-regulatory region sequence-specific DNA binding; DNA-binding transcription activator activity, RNA polymerase II-specific
Source: RefSeq, a predicted model, not a curated record
ACCCCUGACUCUCUGUUAAUGGUGCGUUCACUGACCCCUGACUCUCUGUUAAUGGUGCGUUCACUGACCCCUGACUCUCUGUUAAUGGUGCGUUCACUGACCCCUGACUCUCUGUUAAUGGUGCGUUCACUGACCCCUGACUGUCUGUUAAUGGUGCGUUCACUGACCCCUGACUCUGCUCAUGGUGCUUUCACUGACCCUGUGUUUGCAGAAGCAGCAGGAGGCGUUUGAGGGCCAGUCUCAGGGUCCGUUUGUUCCAGCGCUGAUGCUGAAAGACGAUCGAGGCGUCGUGGAGCUGGAGGUCAUCACUGAGAGAGCUCAGCAGCUGAUCCACAGUGAGGAGGAACUGUCUCUGAGCAGCCUGAAGUCUCAGCAGCUGAUCCACAGUGAGGAGAAACUGUCUCUGAGCAGCUUGAAGUCUCAGCAGCUGAUCCACAGCAGAGAGAAACCCUUCAGCUGCAGCGUCUGUGGGAAAACCUUCAACAGGCAGACGCAGCUGAAUACACACAGCAUCGUGCACACGGGCGAGAAGCCGCACACCUGCCAGCAGUUCCAGCAGAGAGGCAUCCUCACCAGGUGGCAUCCUUACCAGGAGGCAUCCUCACCAGGUGGCAUCCUCACCAGGUGGCAGCCUUACCAGGAGGCAUCCUUACCAGGUGGCAUCCUCACCAGGUGGCAUCCUCACCAGGAGGCAUCCUCACCAGGUGGGAUCCUCACCAGGUGGGAUCCUCACCAGGUGGCAUCCUCACCAGGUGGCAUCCUCACCAGGUGGGAUCCUUACCAGGAGGCAUCCUCACCAGGAGGCAUCCUCACCAGGUGGGAUCCUCACCAAGUGGGAUCCUCACCAGGUGGCAUCCUCACCAGGAGGCAUCCUCACCAGAUGGGAUCCUUACCAGGAGGCAUCCUCACCAGAAG